Messenger RNA from Oncorhynchus nerka (sockeye salmon), 5512 nucleotides. Its product is annotated as tyrosine-protein phosphatase non-receptor type 5-like. Lineage: Eukaryota; Metazoa; Chordata; Actinopteri; Salmoniformes; Salmonidae. Gene Ontology annotation, biological process: signal transduction; peptidyl-tyrosine dephosphorylation. Gene Ontology annotation, cellular component: cytosol; cell junction; plasma membrane. Bases 402 to 2120 code for a protein of 572 amino acids. Gene Ontology annotation, molecular function: protein tyrosine phosphatase activity; protein kinase binding. The transcript is spliced from 14 exons. The record is from RefSeq and is a predicted model, not a curated record.
CCUCCUCCCUACUCCCUCUCUCUAUCCCUCCCUCUCCCUCGUUCUGGCUCUGUUGCCAAGGCUACCAUAUAGCCUCUUGCUGCAUAUACCUAGACGAGGCUGUCGCUUGUGGAUCUUUCGCUCUCCUCCAGGAAACAAACAAAAGAAAACCCGUCACAUACACUCUCUCUCUCACACACACACACACACACACACAGAUAAAGGAAAAAAGUAUUUUCAGAUUGCGUUGUGUCAAAGGGUUGAGCUGAGAGGGAGGAAGGAUGGUAAUGUGAAGAGAAACACACCCAGGACUGAUUCAUACAGCAUGGCCAACAACUGGUGGUUGCCACAGGAUACAGAAUUUGACUUGAUCAUGUGAUCUGUCCUCCUUCCUGUACCCUUAGACCUUCCAGAGGGGCAUCAUGACCAGACGACUGAGCAGCUCGACUCGUUCCCAGACGGAGGACUCCGUCUUCCUAAAGCCAGACGAAGACCCCAUAUGGCUGGAUGACCCUCCAACGACAGACGGCGACCCCUCUCAACCAGGAGAUGGCCCCCCGGGCCUUGAUGAACCCCCAGGACCAGGUCCCCCAGGGCCCCAGGGACACCAAGAGGAACUGUGGAGGGACAAGUUUUACACCAUCGUCAUGGGGAUGCACUGGUGUGCCGUGUUCUGCACAAUUUCCCAAAUCACGGGUUAUUGGGCCUUCUUCCUGGUGGAUGGUAAUGGGCUUUUCUCAGCCUUCUACAAAUCCCUACAGCUCCUAGACCUCUACCUGGGCGUCCUCCUGUCAUUCAACCCUGUGUUUGGAGUGGACUCCCUGUGCGUGAUGGCGGAGGUGGAGAAAACCAAUCACUACUGGGUCCUCCAGGCCACCGAAGGCAUUGGCAUGGCUAUCAUUGUCUUUAUGAUCAUCCGCACUGUGUGUAAGUUGGAGUACGGUGAUGCGUGGUGGUCAGCGGCGACGGUGGCUGACCAUGGGGACAGACGUCAGUCGGUGAGUCGCCAGCCUUCCUUCACUCUGUCGGAGUGGACAGACGCCCAGGAGGACCUGAUGGACCUGGAAGCUGAACCCCAGACCCCCAUCUUUGACCUGGGCCUGGACACCAGGACAGAGGGGGACAUCACCACCCUCUCUGUUACACCUGUGGGCCUGCAGGAGAGGAGAGGCUCCAACGUGUCUCUGACCCUGGACAUGUGUUCUCCUGGCUGUACGGAGCCCUAUGGCUACGGAGCCCAGCUCUCCCCCAGAGACCAGACUGCCAAGGAGUACCUGAGGGAGGGAACAAACACUCUCACCCCUAGCCAGCUCCACACACGCGCUAUAGACGACCAGGCCCUACAGGCUGAGUUCUAUGAAACUCCCAUGAACUUUGUGGACCCAAAGGAGUAUAACUACCCGGGCCUGGUGAGGAAGAACCGCUACAAGACCAUCCUCCCCAACGCACACAGCCGAGUGAUACUCCGGACAGCAGAUGAAGAGGAGUUCCUCAGUACCUACAUCAACGCUAACUACCUACAGGGUUACGGGGGUGAGGAGCGGGCGUACAUCGCUACCCAGGGUCCUACAGUGAACACAGUGGGAGACUUCUGGAGGAUGGUGUGGCAGGAGCGCUGUCCCAUCAUCGUCAUGAUCACGAACCUAGAGGAGAAGAAUGAGAAAUGUGCAGAGUACUGGCCUGAGGACUCUGUGACCCACGAGGGCAUCGAGAUCAAGGUUGUCACGGUAACCCAGGAGGACGACUACAGCCUGAGGGUCUUCACUCUGAAGUUUGAUGGAGAAGAGCGCAGCCUCCGGCAGUACUGGUACACCUCCUGGCCUGACCAGAAGACCCCAGACAAAGCCCCGCCCCUCCUGGAACUGGUAGAGGAAGUGGAGCAGGCCAGAGCGGAAGCUCCGCCCACCAGCGGCCCUGUCAUCGUCCACUGCAGUGCUGGGAUAGGUCGGACAGGCUGUUUCAUCGCCACCUCCAUCCUGUGUAAACAGCUGAGGAGUGAGGGCGUGGUCGACAUCCUGAGGACAACCUGCCAGCUCCGCCUCGACAGAGGCGGGAUGAUCCAGACGGGUGAGCAGUACCAGUUUGUUCACCACGUCCUCAGCCUCUACGAGAAGCAGCUGUCCCACAUUGUAGAGGAGUAGAGACACACCACUGUACUGUACACUGUACCUACUGUAUUGUACACUGUACCUACUGUAUUGUACACUGUACCUACUGUAUUGUACACUGUACCUACUGUACCUACUGUAUUGUACACUGUACCUACUGUAUUGUACACUGUACCUACUGUACACUGUACCUACUGUAUUGUACACUGUACCUACUGUACACUGUACCUACUGUACUGUACACUGUACCUACUGUAUUGUACACUGUACGUACUGUACACUGUACCUACUGUAUUGUACACUGUACCUACUGUACACUGUACCUACUGUAUUGUACAAUGUACCUACUGUACACUGUACCUACUGUAUUGUACACUGUACCUACUGUACUGUACACUGUACCUACUGUAUUGUACACUGUACGUACUGUACACUGUACCUACUGUACUGUACACUGUGCCUACUGUACUGUACACUGUACCUACUGUACUGUACACGGUACCUACUGUACACUGUACCUACUGUACUGUACCUACUGUAUUGUACACUACCUACUGUACACGGUACCUACUGUACACUGAUAGCUACUGUACUGUACCUACUGUAUUGUACACUACCUACUGUACUGUACACGGCACCUACUGUACUGUACCUACUGUACUGUACACCCAUCUCAAUGUCACCCUUUAGCACACACAACCACAAAAACAAUAACAGACUAUGUCAGCCUCAUCCAGCCCCCUUCCAUUUCAGAGGCCCACGUACGAGAAGCCCAAUCCUGACGUAAAUUCCUUAAUUCGGCAAGAAUUUGACCGAUUUGAUUUGCAGACCAUGCUCUAAGAGUAGCAAUGACUACAUGUCUGUCUGGCCCCACUUCUAACGCAGACAUUUGUUGUCACACUUGGCAGAGGACUGUCCAGUAGGAUAUUUGAUAAGAUAUGUCCCGUCAAGUGCCAUGUUAGAUUAUUCAGACUUCUCCAGAUAAGAAAAGGUCCAGCCUAUAUUCACGGUGUGAAGCCUACAAUCUCACAGUGAGGGACCACCAGUUCGUCUGAAACGUAAACCGCCAACUAGCUUUUCUCUCCUGUUACAACAAAACCAUCUCCAUACGAGCAAAAGACGUAGAAAAUGUCAAUGUUCAAAGUCUUGUGCUCACUUGGCCUCUUCAAAUAAACACACUACAGCAGGCCUUUCAAAACUCCUGGUGCUUCUCAGGAGCCACCUCAUCUUCAGUUUUCAUGGUGCUCCGUGUUCAUUACCACUGAAUGAGGCAUGUACCAUAGAUCUCUACGGAAACACUGAGGAAUGUAACCGUUGAGUAACUAGGCAUUGUGUGCAGUCUCUUCAGUAUUACAGUACCGUGCGUAUGUGCAGUCAGUCAGUCGGUCAUCAUGAUCUCCAUGGUAAUUCAUCAGACAUCAUAGCCUCCUAGACUUUCACCAGCGUUGUCAGGUGACCACUGAGACUUGAGGGGGGGGGGGGGCGUGUCUCAACUUCUGAGUUCACACACGAGAAGUAAUGACUGGCACAUACAGUAGCAUAGGAAUCCAGAGACUGAGGUGCAGAUCUACUAGUGAAACGUGCACCUGUUACUUUUUUUUCUCCCCCUCGCGGGAGUCAAAUAGCCUGGGUGCCAGUCUGUUUCGGCUCGCUUGCCAAACUCCUUAUGGUAUUGUCAUGUUUUGUCAAUUCAAAUAUAGUCUGCAAAAGCAACAACAACAAAACAGAUCUGGGACCAGGCUAGAAGAUCAACAUGAAAGUGCAAAAGGGUACAAAUGUAAAAAGGUUGCAAGAAGAAACAAAACCUCUAAACUGGACUUUAAUGGUUUAGCUUUCCUUUAAACGUUAUUAUUCCCCUCUAACAAAGGAUCCAGGUGUUAAUGAUGAUGGGUAAACCUGACCCUCCUGACCCUGACCAUCAGCGCCCUCUCUGUGGGGUUGGAAUGAUGAUAACCUCUGCUGACAACAGUACCCUGAACACGUGCGUGACGUUAGCAGCCCAUGAUUGUUGUAUAGACAGGCCAAGCCUACUCCGUAUAAAGCACAAUAGACCAACUAUGGUUGUCUCUCUGAUGUUCAGCUGUAAAAUGUUCAUUUCUCUGUGUCGUGUUUUGACUGUGUUGACUUAAAUGGAUUGCAUGUGCUGUAUGGGACUCUCAUAUGUCCGUAAUCAAAGCGAAAGUGAUUGGUUGUCCAGCUUUCUGUUGUAAUAAGGGUUCUCCGAUUAUCUUGCUUGCUCUCUGCCAAUGCUUUUGAUACAGUUUGCUUUUGUGAAACCAACCAGAGAUAUUUUUAGAACCGUUUUUUAUACAAUCCUUUCGAGUAGAUGCCUUGUGUAUAUUUUCCAUUUACACCACAAUGGAAUGUAGCUCAUACUGUGGUCAAACCAUUGGUUUAUAUCGCAAGAUUUGACAGAAACAAAUGUGACAACUACCCAAGUUACCUUACAACAAAAAACCAUUGAUUGUUUUGUCUUCAGUAUGACUUUGAUGCCUCUAGGCUUUGCUUCAAUAUGCUUUGCUUUGUGUGUCCUUGAGGUUUUUUUUAUCUCGUUUUCUUUUCGAGUUUUACCCCAGACCCAGUUUUUACACAGUCCUCACACAUUCCCCAUCUGUGGUUUCAAUUGAAUUCAAUCGCAUAUCAAGGAAAACCACACUAUGGGUUCACUCUAAAUGUUUAUGCCAAUGACGAACAGCUUCCGGGCCAGGAUUUGAAUGUGGUUGACACCUCCGAUACUUAACAUUGACCGACUGCAUGGUUUCCCCUUGGCGCGUAAUUGAUUGCAUUGUUGCCUGUGAACUCCAGGCCAGACUGACCUCACAUCGACAUGAGAAAUAUCAACUACGCGUAGGACAGCUAAAACAAUGGGAUUAAGAGUUGUAUGGAAGAAACCUCUAACGACUCUCAUCUUGAUUGAAUGCAACUGGUCCAUUACAGCGAACACCCAGCAGGAGACAAUGUCACUGGUUUGUUUUAAAUGGGCAUCUCACAAAGUAAAAAUGCGCAUUUCAUCCUCUGAUUGAAACGGCCGUGACAUGUUGAGUUUUGCAGAUGGGGAAAAAAAGCUGAAGUGGAACCGCUAGGAACUUGGAGAAGUUGGAAUUCAACUAUGAAAUCCUUUCCUGAUAACGCUCGUUGCAAUUUGAUCCAACCGCUUUAUUUUGAGUGCUUGUUGUCUGUGCUGCCAGGUCUUAUUCUGGUGAUCAUAGUGAGGGAGAAGAUCAUUGAAAUAGCCAACCCAGUGAACAAAAUUGGUUGAAAAUACUUUGAAUGUGUCUUUUUGGUUGAAAUGUCUUCUCAAACAGUUUUUCACACUGGGGAAACUAUCAGACAUACUCCAACCAACCAGCAAACAGCCUACGCUACUACAGUAUUGCUUUUAAAUUGUGAGUUUUUGCAUCCAAAUAAAAGUAGAUUUUCAUGAA